Messenger RNA from Durio zibethinus, 1005 nucleotides. Its product is annotated as V-type proton ATPase subunit c''1-like. NCBI's taxonomy places the organism in Eukaryota, Viridiplantae, Streptophyta, Magnoliopsida, Malvales, Malvaceae. The record is from RefSeq and is a predicted model, not a curated record. Gene Ontology annotation, cellular component: proton-transporting V-type ATPase, V0 domain. Gene Ontology annotation, biological process: proton transmembrane transport. Gene Ontology annotation, molecular function: proton-transporting ATPase activity, rotational mechanism.
ACAACAAAAUUAAAAAAAUAAAAAUCAAAGGAACAAAAAAGCGCAGACCUGUCUGUUCUAUUUCACCCUAAUCUCAUCAGAUCAAUCGAAAGAGCAGCGAAUCAUCCAAUCAAGGAGUAAAGCAAAUAAAAAAGAAAUGUCAGGAGCAUCAAUGGUAGGAGAUUCAAGCUCCUGGUCCACCGCUCUCGUCAAGAUUUCACCUUACACUUUCUCCGCCGUCGGUAUCGCCAUCGCUAUCGGCGUCUCCGUCCUCGGCGCCGCCUGGGGAAUUUACAUAACUGGGAGUAGUUUAAUUGGUGCCGCUAUUAAAGCUCCUCGAAUCACUUCCAAGAAUCUCAUCAGUGUAAUCUUCUGUGAAGCUGUUGCCAUAUAUGGUGUUAUUGUGGCAAUUAUUUUACAAACAAAGUUAGAGAGUGUUCCGGCAUCACAGAUAAAUGCGCCAGAGUCUCUUAGAGCAGGAUAUGCAAUCUUUGCUUCUGGAAUUAUUGUUGGCUUUGCAAACCUUGUUUGCGGGUUGUGCGUCGGAAUAAUUGGAAGCAGCUGUGCACUGUCUGAUGCUCAAAAUUCCUCACUUUUUGUGAAAAUUCUUGUGAUUGAGAUUUUUGGCAGUGCACUUGGACUGUUCGGAGUGAUUGUAGGUAUAAUUAUGUCAGCUCAAGCAUCAUGGCCUUCAAAAUCAGUGUAAUUUCAUUAUCUUAGUAGAAAUUAACAAUUUGGUUAUAUGACAGUGAAACCUGUUUUAUGGAUCAGUUACCAGAAAUGAACUUUACAUUUUUUUUCUUUAUUUAUUGUAAGUAGCCAUGUAUGUAUAAACUUGCUUGGAAGUGUUUCCUCUUUUUUGUUCUUAUAAAGCAUUUGUUGAAUGAAAAAUAAAUUUUUUGUUACGGAAACCAUGAUUUAAGGUUAAGAGGAUGAAUUAAGUCAUGCUACUGAAAUUAAUUGGUUUUUUCAGUUGUUAUUAGUAGGCAAUUAUGUAAAAACUUGCUUGGAAAUUGUUAGCUUUUA